Messenger RNA from Nilaparvata lugens (brown planthopper), 6275 nucleotides. RefSeq names its product insulin receptor. The transcript has 22 exons. Bases 362 to 4717 code for a protein of 1451 amino acids. Gene Ontology annotation, biological process: positive regulation of kinase activity; protein phosphorylation; multicellular organism development. Gene Ontology annotation, molecular function: ATP binding; insulin receptor activity; insulin receptor substrate binding. Lineage: Eukaryota; Metazoa; Arthropoda; Insecta; Hemiptera; Delphacidae. Gene Ontology annotation, cellular component: axon; insulin receptor complex. The record is from RefSeq and is a predicted model, not a curated record.
UGCAGUGAGCUGAGAAGUCCGUUGUCGAGAACAGGGCCGCUAUUCUGUUGUGAACGCGGUCGAUUUGUUGGUUCAUUCUACGCCCAAGUGUUGUUGUGAUAUUCACUUUGACAACAGUGUUUCAGUGCAAAGUUUAAAAUUAUUCGAUAACAAAUAAAUAGGUGCAGUGUUGUGUCAAGAUCUUUGUGUGAUUAAAGUGCUAAUAGUGAGACGGUAGACGUCUGUUUUAUGAAUGGAAGCGUAGUAUUUGGGAGUGGCUUACUACGUUUUCGGCCGCUAUAGUGCGCUAGGCCCGCCAUGCCUCUCUGGCUGUUGUAAACAAUAACAGUCUGAUGUGAUAUCCUGUUGUUGUGAUAUCCUCAUGGAGGAUUCGGCCUGUCCUGGCUGUUCACUUCGUCCCACUAACGUGGGACGGAGGACGCGGCGCGGAGGUGGUGGACUGAGAGGGGGCUACGGGGACGAUGUGUCAUGGGGGGUGGUGAGUGUGCUGGCGGCGGUUUGCUGCCUGCUGCUGUGCUUGGCCAAUCCGGUGGAGGCGUUCGCCAGCCUCGGCACUGAGCUCAGGCCACGCACCGACCUCUCCACCGACCGAUCGUCGCCCGACGCUAGAGGAGUAUGCCAGAGCCUGGACAUCCGGAACGCGGCGAGAGAGUUCCACCAGCUGCAGGGCUGCCAGGUGGUGGAGGGCUUUGUACAGAUAGUGCUGAUGGACAAGGCAGUCGAGUCGGAGUUCGCCAACUUCUCGUUCCCCGAGCUGCGGGAGAUCACAGGCUACCUGCUGCUCUAUCGCAUCGACGGACUGCGCACCCUCAGUAAUCUCUUCCCCAACCUGGCCGUCAUCCGCGGCAACACGCUCUUCUUCAACUAUGCGCUUGUCGUCUUCGAGAUGCUGCAUUUGCAGGAAAUGGGACUGAAAUCUCUGACUGACAUUGUACGUGGUGCCGUUCAUAUCAGCAAGAAUCCGAUGCUCUGCUACGUGGAUACCAUCGAUUGGGACAAAAUUGCCAGAUCAAGUCAGGGUGGACAUUUUAUAACGGGUAACAAAAAGAAGAACGAAUGUCCGAUUUGCCAAACAAAUGCAGUUUGUCCAACCUCAGCCACCAAUGAUAACCUUUGCUGGAAUACUCAACACUGUCAAAAAUUUUGUAGCAAAUGUGAAGAAGGCACAGCGUGCAUGGAUGACGGGACGUGCUGCGACAAGAACUGCUUGGGAGGCUGCAACGGGACGGGGCCCACCAACUGCAUCGCCUGCAGGGGCUACCUUUUCCAGGGCACUUGUGUCGCCACCUGUCCAGUACAAACGUACCAGUACCUGCAACGUCGCUGCGUGCUGGAGAAGGAAUGCUAUGACAUGCCGAAACCGCGCGAAAUCAUGAGUGAGGAGGUGCGGCCGCAGCCGUGGAAGCCAUUCAUGAACCAGUGCCUCAUCGACUGCCCGCCCAACUACGCAGAGGCGCCCAUCGACAACUUCCGCGGCCUCGACCCCGACAGGACCUACUAUCGAUGCGAGCCGUGCAAGGGACCAUGCAAGAAGGAAUGUGAAGGCUUGAAUGUUGAUAGCAUCUCCUCCUCCCAACGACUGAGAGGCUGCACCUACAUCAAAGGAUCACUUGAAAUCCAAAUACGUGGUGGAUAUAACGUUGUGAAGGAGCUAGAAAACAAUUUGAAUAUGAUCGAGGAAAUAAACGGCUACUUGAAAAUAGUACGCUCUUUUCCGCUGGUGUCUCUCAACUUUCUCAAGAAACUCAAAGUUAUACACGGCGAGAAACUUGAGAGUGGAAAGUACGCUCUGGUUGUGCUUGAUAACCAGAAUCUAGUUGAGUUGUGGGACUUUGGCCCAUCGAGAGAAGAAAGACUGAGAAUAACUAGGGGAAAACUAUUCUUCCACUUCAAUCCUAAACUUUGCUACUUCAAAAUCGACAACCUACGAAAGUAUUUGGGGAUGCCCGAAUUCACUGACAACGAAGUGGCCAGGAAUUCCAAUGGAGAUAAAGUUGCAUGUAAUAUAUCGCUGCUUGACGCUAGAGUUGAGACGAGGUCUUCGAAAGGGGUAAUAAUUAAAUGGAAGGAAUUCGAGCACUACGACCCUCGCACCCUGCUCGGCUACAUCAUCUACUUCAUUGAGGCGCCUUAUCAGAACAUCUCGCUCUAUGAUGGACGAGACGCAUGCGGGGGUGAUGGAUGGCGCGUAAUCGACGUGUCACCGUUGGAGAAAGACAACGAGACGACGACGCUGAACGAGGACAAGAACAAGACAAAGCACAUGUCACAGCUGAUCACGCAGCUCAAGCCCUACACUCAGUACGCGUUCUAUGUGAAGACCUACACCAUUGCAUCGGAGAACAGCGGCGCACAGAGUCCCAUCAUCUACUUCCGCACUGAGCCUGACAUUCCAUCGAUGCCUCAGAACCUGGUGGCGAAAAUCGAGUCGAGCUCGGAGAUCAAGGUGGCCUGGCAGCCGCCGCUCAACCCCAACGGCAAUGUCACGCAUUACCUCAUCACUGCCAAGUGGGAGCGCGACGACUCCGAGUUUCUUGCUCAACGCAACUAUUGUGAAGAACCGCUGACUUCAAUAGUGGACGUGACGAAUCAGGCGGGCAAGUGGACGCUGGUCAACGACGAUGACGUCUACACGGGCGGCAAGCCGGAUGACUGCGUCUGCAUGGACGACAAGAAGGUCAACAAGAAGAAGCAGCAGGAAAAAGAAAUACAAUUUCAGAUACAAUUUGAGGACACCUUACAGAAUCUUGUUUACAUCAAAAGGUCGUCGCUACGAGAUAAAAGAGAAAUAUCGCUUCGAGAUGGGAAAACAAUAACGGAAAAUCAUUUUGCCGAGUCUGACAUGCGCAUAAAAACAGUUCCGGUUUCAACCGACCUUGAGGUGCAGAGAUUGGAGAACGAACCUCAAGUGAAAAUACUAUUGCAAGGUAAGACGAGCUAUGUGAUCAAGGGACUGCACCACUUUGCUCAGUACACAAUAUCCGUGUCGGCCUGUCGCCAGAGAGACGAAACUGACAAGCUGAUCAUGACCAACAACUGUAGCACGCACUCAAUCAUUAGUGCCCGCACCAAAAAAUUGGCAAAUGCUGAUGUAGUAUCAGAAAUCUGGCACGAAGUAAUAGAGAAUCCGGUGAACCACACUCAGCCGAUUGUGAAAUUGUACUGGAAAGAGCCGCCCGCACCUAAUGGUCUCAUCGUCAUGUAUCAGAUAUCGCACUGGCUUGUUUUCGAGAAUCAACAGCACAAGAAGACGCACUGCAUCUCGCGGCGUCAGUUCCUGGAGGAAGGCAACUCACACACCCUGACCAACCUGGCGCCGGGCAACUACAGCUACCAAGUGUGCGCCACCUCAUUGGCCGGCCUGGCCAACUGUAGCCAAUCGCCGUUGCGCUACUUUGAGAUCCAGGGCUACUCGUCUGUCACCAGUCUGCAGAUCAUCUUCGCCACGUUCAUGACGGCCGGCAUGCUCAUUCUGUUGGGCUUCGUUGUGUUUCUGCGCAACAAGUCCAACAAGCAAACGCCGCUUAUCGCUGAGUGCAACCCGGAGUAUGUCAGCACCGUGUACGUUCCGGACGACUGGGAGGUGCCUCGCAGCCAGAUCGAGCUGGAUGGGGAGCUGGGCCAGGGCUCGUUCGGCAUGGUUUACGAGGGCAUCGCCACCAACGUAGUGCCAGGGGAGCCGCGCAAGAAGUGUGCCAUCAAGACUGUCAAUGAGAACGCCUCGCUGCGCGAGCGAGUCGAGUUCCUCAACGAGGCCUCCGUUAUGAAGGCAUUCAACACUCAUCACGUGGUGCGGCUGAUCGGAGUGGUGUCGCAAGGCCAGCCGCCCUAUGUGGUGAUGGAGCUGAUGGCCAACGGGGACCUCAAGUCCUACCUCAGGCUGCAUCGGCCUGACGCCACUGUUGAGCCUCACAAACAGCCUCCAACCUUAAAGGUUAGACCUUCACCGUCGUUUCCACUGAUGGAUCAGAUUCAGUUCGCACAUGUAGGGUCGCUUUCCCAAAGUUUGUUUCAAGUAUUAAACCCGUUAAAUCAAUGUAUAGUCGCAUUUAUUCUAAUUAUAUUUCAAUUGAGUCAGCUGAUUAUAGUGUUUUUUCCAGGAACAAAAGGGUUGCUUCCUGUGCGGUGGAUGUCGCCGGAAAGCCUGAAAGACGGCGUGUUUACUAGUUCCUCGGAUGUGUGGAGUUACGGUGUUGUCAUCUGGGAAAUGGCAACACUGGCGUCACAGCCUUAUCAGGGCUUGUCAAACGAACAAGUGCUGAACUACGUGAAGACUGGAGGCUGCAUGGAGCGGCCGGACAACUGUCCCGAUGUGCUCUAUAAUCUGAUGCGUCAGUGCUGGCAACACAAGCCGGCUGACCGACCCACGUUCAUGCAGCUGGUGCGUUGUCUGCUGCCGUUUGCGCAUCCGUCGUUCGCCAGCCUCUCCUUCUACCACAGCGACGAGGGAGGCCAGGAGCGGCGGGCGUCGACCAGCACGCCACAGGCGACCGUCGAAGAGGAGACGCCGCUUCGUGUUACCCGCGACGUUGAAGACUUUUCGCUGAGUGAUGACGAGGACGAUUACGAGCCACAUCUGCCCGCGCCUGCGCCUGCGCCCGCCACCGACACAAAGGUGAGCAACGGCAGUGCGACUGCGCCGACUCCCAACGGCUUCAUUCGUCGGCCGCCGGCUGCCAACGGCAACAGUGUCAACGUCAAGACGACAAAGUGUUGACCACUAGUGACCGCGUAGUUGCCUGCCGCCGACAAACUAACUCUGUCAGGGGUUGACGUUGCCGCCGCCACUGCCGCUACUCCCACCUCCCACCUAGACAAUGCUAUGCUAUGAGCUCUGCUAACAAGUAUGUGUCUUUCACACACACUUUAUUAAACAUCUAAGUCUGAUUCGAUUCUAAGGCUAUGUGGUCGUUGUGUUUGUUUGCUACAUAAAAUGAGACAUACUUGAUGUAACAUAUAAGUCUGAUCCGAUUCUAAGUUCACAUUAAGGUAUGUGGCUUUAUGUGUUCUUGCCACAUGCGACAACAUCUACUUUAUGAAACUGAGAGACCAGAUGCUUUCAAAAGUGUGUGAGUCUUUUGCUACAUGAAACUACAAAUACUUGAUGAAGUACAAACAUUUUGAUGAACGUUUAGAGAGCUUCAUUAAUUUCUGUUUCUAAAAUCACGUUGUGCUUUCAUGAUUUGAAUUUAAAACAACACUGUAAUCCAUGAAAAGUACCUAUGUGAUCUUUAUGUUUGAUAAAUAAUACUAUACUAACAAACACGACACAAGCUUCAUGAAAUGCUUUACAGGAUGUUUGGAACAUAUACAAGCAAUGCGAGUAGUUUCAUUCAUUUUUGUUCAUCCAGAUCAGAUGGAUGGAUUCUUUCAACUUUUUAUACGUAUAGAAGCAAUGUUAAAAUCUAGCAAAUUCUUUUGUUCCAUGAAAGCUGUUUAUUUAACGUAUUAUAAAACAGAGAUUAAGCUAGUAAAUUCACUUAUUUGAAUACAAUAAUAAUUGUUCAUGUGAUGUUGUAUGAAACAGGAAUUGAUUAGGAUCCUCUAAUGAGAAUAAGACUGGGAUGUUGUAUAGCAUUGUCUAUUAGCGUGAGGUGAGGCCUAAUGUUGUGUUGCUGCCACAGUUGAGUGACUAGUGACAGUGUCGUCUCAAUAUUGUGUGUCAAAACUUUCUGUGACUCGCGAUAGGGUGCGCUAGCUGUUUCAUUCAUGAAUUCCUACUCACCAACAACGAGCUUCCUAGACAAGUUCCAAUCAUUAUUCAGUGACAUUGAUUAAUCGAUCUGAAUUGUUCAUUUUGCAGAUUGAUUUCUCCGAUCCAUGUUUUUUGUGAGCUUAACCAAGGUCUAGAAAUUUAUUACCUGCAACAAGUCUAGAGCUGUAAUAAAAUCACUCCACUGAAAAAAAAUCGCAAAUUGCUGUUAGUUGUUAGCUUUAGUUGUUAUAAAUUUUGAUUUUUUAUUAAAUUGUCUGUAAGGUGUCAUAAUAACCGAUUAAUUACAUUUUAUCAAUUACAAUAGAUACUACCUUCAGUUGUUACACCAGAAACUAUGAACUUGGACGUUAGCAGUAGGGAAUCUAAUUUUAUUUUUAAAUAAUUGAAGUUUAUCUGAGAUUGUUUGAUGAGUUAAUCUGUUAUUUUAUGGUGUGGAAACCAAAACCAGCCCAAAGCUGUUCCAAUUCAAUGUGCGUUUUUACUUUCAAAAUUAAUAUCUCCCCAAUUAUAGUUGAAUUGUUCCAUGUUGUUCAUAGACAACCAAGUUAUUUCAAAAUAC